Molecule: messenger RNA, 2084 nt
Organism: Panicum virgatum (switchgrass)
Lineage: Eukaryota; Viridiplantae; Streptophyta; Magnoliopsida; Poales; Poaceae
Product: protein PECTIC ARABINOGALACTAN SYNTHESIS-RELATED-like
Exons: 11
Coding region: 1-1674 (557 amino acids)
Source: RefSeq, a predicted model, not a curated record
AUGGCGGAGCUGCGGCACUCGACGGCGGCGCGCGCGUCCAACUCUCCCGCCAAGCGCGACUCCGACGCCUCCGCCGCGUCGUCCCCGUUCCUCGCCUCCCCAUCCGCCCACCGCUCGUCCCCUCUCCUCCCGCACCAACACCACAACCACAAGCGCGUCCACCUGCUGACGUCCCCGUUCCGCUCCCUCCUCGCCCUCGAGGACCCCAGGUCCCCCGCCGCCUCGUCCUCCUACCGGAUCCUGCUCGCCCUCCUCGCGCUCCUCCUCGCCGCUGGGAUCUUCUGCGCACCCUUGCUUUGGUUCCGCCUCAACACGCCUUACUUGUGCCACAAGGAGGGGAUCACGCUUCAUUGCCCUGAGACGAAGGAACCCCUCUCGCUAUGGGAGAAUCCACGUGCAGCCACUACAUCUUGGAAGCCCUGUGCAGAGCGACGCAGUGAUGAGCCCUCAGAUGUCCCAUCUGAGAAAGAAACCUCUGGGUAUAUUUUUAUUCAUGCUGAAGGAGGACUAAAUCAGCAACGCAUAGCUAUAUGUAAUGCUGUUGCUAUUGCUAAGAUAAUGAGUGCAACGCUUAUUUUGCCAGUUCUGAAGCAGGAUCAGAUAUGGAAAGACCAAACGAAAUUUGAAGAUAUCUUUGAUGUCGAUCAUUUUAUAAACUAUUUGAAGGAUGAUGUACGCAUUGUCCGGGACAUCCCAGACUGGUUCACAGAAAAAGAUGAGCUUUUCACCAGCAUAAAGCGAACUGUGAAGAACAUUCCAAAAUACGCAUCUGCCCAAUUCUAUAUUGAUAAUGUACUUCCAAGGAUCAAAGAGAAAAAGAUAAUGUCCAUUAAGCCAUUUGUCGACAGGUUGGGGUAUGAUAAUGUUCCAAUGGAGAUUAACCGGCUAAGAUGCAGAGUCAACUACCAUGCUCUAAAGUUCCUACCUCAUAUUGAAGAGAUGGCUGAUAAGCUUGCGGCAAGGAUGAGGAACCGAACUGGCAGUGUAAAUCCAUACAUGGCUCUUCAUCUGAGAUUUGAGAAAGGGAUGGUGGGCCUUUCGUUCUGUGAUUUUGCUGGCAUGCGGGAGGAGAAGAUGAUGAUGGCUGCUUACAGGCAGAAAGAAUGGCCAAGGCGCUACAAGAAUGGAUCCCAUCUAUGGCCACUGGCGCUUCAGAAGAGAAAAGAAGGGCGUUGCCCUCUUGAGCCUGGUGAGAUUGCUGUGAUCCUGCGAGCACUGGGGUACACGAGUGGAACACAGAUAUACGUUGCGUCAGGGCAAGUGUAUGGCGGCAAGAACCGGAUGGCUCCCCUCAGGAACAUGUUCCCCAACUUGGUGACGAAGGAGGAGCUGGCGAGCGCGGAGGAGAUGGCGCCGUUCCGGCGGCACGUGACGAGCCUGGCGGCGCUGGACUUCCUGGUGUGCCUGCGGUCGGACGUGUUCGUGAUGACGCACGGCGGCAACUUCGCCAAGCUCAUCAUCGGGGCGCGCCGCUACGCGGGGCACCGCCUCAAGUCGGUGAAGCCGGACAAGGGGCUCAUGUCCAAGUCCCUGGGCGACCCCGACAUGGGCUGGGCCUCCUUCGCCGAGGACGUCGUCGUCUCGCACCGCACGCGCACGGGCCUCCCCGAGCCCACCUUUCCCAGCUACGAUCUCUGGGAGAACCCACUCACGCCCUGCAUGUGCAGGGCAUGACUGACGAGUGGAGCCCCUGAGGUCCUGAACCACCUUCUGGAGCCCUUCACCUACUAGAACUAGUUACCCCUAAAAAAAAACUACUCUCUCCGUCCAAAAAAACAAGUCAUUCUAAGAUUUAAAUUUUGUCUCAAAAAAACAUGUCAUCUUACUCUAUUUAGAAAGUGUAUGCACAUGUAAAAAUCAAUCAGCGCCAAAUAAGAAUAAUAAAUAGGGGCAAAUAUGGUCAUUUUACUUUCUUAUUAAUUUGUCCUAAAAUUCCUAGAAUGACUUGUUUUUUUGGACGAAGGGAGUACUAAACUAGUCGGUGAUGUUUAAAAAAAACUAGAACUAGUCAGUACUCACUAUUCACUGGCCAGUAUGCCAUUGAGCAGAGCACUCUUAUUAGCAGCUAUGCUUCCAUUCCAUUA